AUGAGCAAUAUUCCUUAUCUUCAUUCUUAUCCUCAUCAUACCAUCGGGUUUCUUUCUUUCUUUCUUUCUUUCUUUCUUUCUUUCUUUCUUUCCAUUUCUCUUCUUCUACCAUCGGGUUUUUUUCUUUCUUUCUUUCUUCCUGUUCUUUCAUUCUUUGUUUCUUUAAACACACCUUCUUUCCUGUUCUUUUUCUUUCUUUCUUUCUUUCUUUCUUUCUUUCUUUCUUUCUUUCUUUCUUUAAACACACUUUCCAUCCUGUUCUUUCUUUCUUUCUUUCUUUCUUUCUUUCUUUCAACACACCUUCAUUCCUGUUCUUUUUUCUUUCUUUCUCUAAACAUAUCUUCCUGUUCUUUCUUUCUUUCAACACACCUUCCCUCCUUUUCUUUCUUUCUUUCUUUCUUUAAAUACACCUUCCUUCCUGUUCUUUUUCUUUCUUUCUUUCUUUCUUUCUUUCUUUCUUUCUUUCUUUCUUUCUUUCUUUCUUCACCCCCUUCUCGGUGGGGGUGUCAUGACGAAUGCAUAUAUUUAGGGAAUACGACCGCUCAAAAUACACGUCGAAGCGUACAUCGUCGCUCGCUAUCAGAUCAAAAACAGACAUUUAUACGAGAGCACCUCAACCGAGAAAGGUUACCGUGA
Acanthosepion pharaonis is the source of this 636-nucleotide messenger RNA. The record is from the annotation of a GenBank genome assembly. Lineage: Eukaryota; Metazoa; Mollusca; Cephalopoda; Sepiida; Sepiidae.